AUCGACGAAAUAAAAGUUUAAAACAAUUUUAAUUUCAUUCAUAUAAUUUGUACCAGUAUCAAUUGAUUUGGUAAUAGUAAAUAGAGUCAAUUGCUAAUUACAUUCAACAUGUAUAACAAUAUAUUGACUUGCGCACUGAUAUUAUGUGUAUGGCUGCAGCCAUUGCAUGCUGCGACCAAAAGACAAGCUACCUACGGUUCACCCGUGCAAGCCGCGGGAAGUCCUAAUUCGCCAUCGUUUACCUUGACAAAUGAACAACAAGCCAGUUUGCCACCAAUUCCAUUGGACAUUUAUCAAGACUCACUCCUUCCAACGCCUUUGUUGCCAUUCAAACAUGGAUACGUAACCGAAAUACAUCGUGUUGUAACACCCGAUGGUUAUAUCUUAGAGGUGCAUAGAAUUGUUUCGUCUCCACUUCGAAGAUCGUCCAAGGCGCUGAAACCAGUGGCUUUUCUACAACAUGGAUUCCUUGAUUCGUCGGCCACUUGGGUCAUGUCUGGACAAGAACACGGAUUAGGUUAUGCUUUGGCCGAUGAAGGCUACGACGUUUGGAUGGGUAAUGGACGUGGCAAUGUUUAUUCACGCAAGCACAUAUUGUACGAUCCCGAUGGCAGUCGGUCAGAUCGUGAGAAAUUCUGGAGCUUUUCUUGGCACGAAAUUGGCAUGGUUGAUCUGCCAUCGAUGAUCGAUUACGUGCUAAACGCAACCGCACAACCAAACAUGUUUUACAUAGGACAUUCGCAGGGGACAACUGCCUAUUUCGUUAUGUGCUCCGAACGCCCUGAAUACAAUGCAAAAAUCAAGAUGAUGCACGCCCUUGCACCGGUUGCUUAUAUGAAUCACGCAGUAUCACCUGUGGUGCGAUUGGCUGAAUUGGUUCCAACCGCUCUACAGAGAGUGGCCGAAAUGUUGGGUGCAUAUGAAAUUCUACCCUCGAUGGACUUAUUCAAAUUGCUCGGACAGCAAUUGUGCCGGGACACGUCACCAAUCAUUGCAAUCUGUGAAAGUGUGCUAUUCUUGAUCACCGGCUUCAACGAGAGAAAUUUAAAUGCCACAUUAUUCCCAGUGUAUUUGUCACACACUCCAGCUGGAGCGAGCACUUAUCAACUUGUUCACUUUGUCCAAGAAGCUCAAUCGGGACGCUUCUGUCAAUUCGAUAUGGGCACACCACAGGAUAAUAUGCAAAAAUACGGCAAUCCUACACCGCCAGAGUACAAUUUAGCAAAUGUCAGGUCACGUGUUAUUUUGCACUACUCGGAUAACGAUUGGCUCAGCUCACCAAUUGAUGUCCGAAGACUUCACAAAAAUCUACCGAACGCCGAAAUGAAUCACAUUCCAGAUGAGAAAUUCGAACACAUGGAUUUCGUAUGGGGCAUUGGUGCUAGAUCCGUUUUGUAUGAACCCAUUAUUGCUUCGAUGAAACUUUUCGAUAAACUCGUCGGCAUGCAAACAAUCGCCAAAAAUCUAGUCAACUAUCAACAAAAUUAUUUGUGAAUUUUUGUUAUUGUCAAUUUCAUUAAUAUUUUGUUA
Messenger RNA from Sitodiplosis mosellana (orange wheat blossom midge), 1530 nucleotides. Its product is annotated as lipase 3-like. The record is from RefSeq and is a predicted model, not a curated record. Gene Ontology annotation, biological process: lipid metabolic process. The transcript is spliced from 7 exons. Lineage: Eukaryota; Metazoa; Arthropoda; Insecta; Diptera; Cecidomyiidae. Bases 109 to 1494 code for a protein of 461 amino acids.